Messenger RNA from Helianthus annuus (common sunflower), 958 nucleotides. RefSeq lists its product as uncharacterized. The record is from RefSeq and is a predicted model, not a curated record. Lineage: Eukaryota; Viridiplantae; Streptophyta; Magnoliopsida; Asterales; Asteraceae. The transcript is spliced from 3 exons. Bases 156 to 560 code for a protein of 134 amino acids.
UCAACGUGGACGGUUCAGAUGCGUUUGAGAAUUUUUCAGAAAAUUAAAGGCUACCGUUAGACACCAUCCACUUUAACGGCGAUUUACACGGUAAAACUGUAAAGAACAAUUCAUCCUCUUCGUACCAUCUCCAAAAACAGUCCAUCCAAAACGGAAUGGCGGAAACAAAAUCACCUAAGAGGAAGCCUGUUUUCACCAAGGUUGAUAACCUGCGUCCUGGAACCAGUGGCCAUAAUCUGCUUGUGAAAGUUGUUAGUUCAAAGUUAGUCUUGCAAAAGGGCCGGCCUGAUGACCGUCAAAUGCGAAUCGCUGAAUGUUUGGUAGGUGACGAGACCGGAACUAUACUGUUCACAGCACGGAACAGUCAAGUGGACCUGAUGAAAGCUGAUGGCACUGUAAUUCUACGCAAUGCAAAAAUCGACAUGUUCAAGGGAUCAAUGAGGCUUGCAGUGGACAAGUGGGGCCGCGUCGAGGUGACAGAACCUGCCAGUUUCAUUGUAAAAGAAUACAACAAUUUGUCCCUCGUUGAAUAUGAGCUUGUGAAUGUCGUGGAAGAGUGAAGGAGAUGAAAUGCUGAGGUGUCAUGCCAUUAUUGGUGUCAUAAGAACUGAAUCAGCUAAAAUUUCUGGAUAGAGUUCCAUUGGUUUUUUGAGAUUGGGAUUUUUCAAUAGUUAUGUUCUUCUAUAGUUCAUGAUUUUUGAUAUUUAAGUGAAGAAUCUGGAAAACGAGCGAUGAUAAGGACUGGGAUAAGUGGUGGAACCUUCAGCGAUUUUAGUAAGCGAGCUGGAUGAGAUCAAAAGCAUGUUUGUUUUGGUUUUGUUUCAAUAAUAGGACCUGAAAUUGGAAGUAUAAAAUGAGUGCAGAGAUCGAAUUUCGGAUUGUUGUUGGAUAAAUGUAUCAUGAGUUAUUAAUCAUGUUGGCCCGGAAGUUAUUAUUCUAAUGAUAAAAAGGUUACUUA